This is a messenger RNA of Malurus melanocephalus (red-backed fairy wren), 3685 nucleotides long. It is a transcript of the gene SV2A, whose product is annotated as synaptic vesicle glycoprotein 2A. Gene Ontology annotation, molecular function: transmembrane transporter activity. Gene Ontology annotation, biological process: chemical synaptic transmission; transmembrane transport. The record is from RefSeq and is a predicted model, not a curated record. Gene Ontology annotation, cellular component: membrane. NCBI's taxonomy places the organism in Eukaryota, Metazoa, Chordata, Aves, Passeriformes, Maluridae. The transcript has 12 exons. Bases 149 to 2332 code for a protein of 727 amino acids.
GCCAGCAUCCAGSGUCCUCCCACACCCCCUCCCACGGAUGGGUAGCGCCGUUUCCUCUCUCCCCGCACCACCCUGGGCCUGAGGGCGCAGCCCCUGACGCAGAGACCCCCGCUCCAGCCCCGGCGUCCCGUCCCAYCCCGCCGGCACCAUGGAUGAGUCGUUCCGGGACCGGACCGCGUUCAUCCGCGGCGCCAAGGACAUUGCCAAGGAGGUGAAGAAGCACGCGGCCAAGAAAGUGAGCCGGGGCAUGGACCGAGUGCAGGACGAGUACACCCGGCGCUCCUACUCGCGCUUCGAGGAGGAGGAAGAUGACGAAGACUACGCGCCCCAGGACGGCUACUACCGGGGGGGCGAGGGAGCCAACGAGGAGGAGGGGGUGUCCAGCGAUGCCACCGAGGGGCACGACGAGGAGGAUGAGAUCUACGAGGGCGAGUACCAAGGCAUCCCGCGGCAGGAAUCGCUGAAGGGAGGGGAGCGCCUGGGGGCCGCGGCGGCUGCGGGCGCCUUUGACGACAGCGAGGGGCAGCGGAGGAAGGACCGGGAGGAGCUGGCGCAGCAGUACGAGCUCAUCCUGCAGGAAUGUGGCCACGGCCGCUUCCAGUGGACCCUCUACUUUGUCCUGGGCCUCGCCCUCAUGGCUGACGGUGUCGAGGUCUUUGUGGUGGGCUUUGUCCUACCCAGCGCCGAGAAGGACAUGUGCCUCUCCGACUCCAACAAGGGCAUGCUGGGACUCAUCGUGUACCUGGGCAUGAUGGUGGGCGCGUUCGUGUGGGGCGGGCUGGCUGACCGGCUGGGCCGAAGGCAGUGCCUCCUCAUCUCCCUCUCCGUCAACAGCGUCUUCGCCUUCUUCUCUUCCUUCGUCCAGGGCUAUGGCACCUUCCUCUUCUGCCGCCUGCUCUCGGGCGUGGGCAUCGGCGGCUCCAUCCCCAUCGUCUUCUCCUACUUCUCGGAGUUCCUGGCACAGGAAAAGCGCGGGGAGCACCUGAGCUGGCUCUGCAUGUUCUGGAUGAUCGGGGGCAUCUAUGCUUCUGCGAUGGCCUGGGCCAUCAUCCCCCACUACGGCUGGAGCUUCCAGAUGGGCUCUGCGUACCAAUUCCACAGCUGGAGGGUCUUCGUCCUCGUCUGCGCCUUCCCCUCGGUCUUUGCCAUUGGGGCGCUCACCACGAUGCCCGAGAGCCCACGCUUCUACCUGGAGAAUGGGAAGCAUGAUGAGGCCUGGAUGGUGCUGAAGCAGGUCCACGACACCAACAUGAGGGCCAAGGGCCACCCUGAGAGGGUCUUCUCGGUCACCCACAUCAAGACCAUCAAGCGGGAGGACGAGCUCAUUGAGAUCCAGUCGGACACCGGGACGUGGUACCGGCGCUGGCUGGUCCGAUGCCUCAACCUGUCCCAGCAGGUCUGGAGCAACUUCCAGCAGUGCUUCGCGCCUGAGUACCGGCGCGUGACCCUGAUGAUGAUGGCAGUGUGGUUCACCAUGUCCUUCAGCUACUAUGGGCUCACCGUGUGGUUUCCUGACAUGAUCAAGCACCUGCAGAGCAUUGAGUACGCGUCACGCACAAAGCUCUUCACACGCGAGAAGGUUCGGCACUUCACCUUCAACUUCACCCUGGAGAACCAGGUGCACCGUGGUGGGGAGUAUUUCAACGACAAGUUUAUUGGGCUGAAGAUGAAGUCAGUGACGUUUGAGGACUCGCUCUUUGAGGAGUGUUAUUUCGAGGACAUCACCUCCAGCAACACCUUCUUUAAGAACUGCACCUUCAUCUCCACUGUCUUCUACAACACAGAUCUCUUCGAGUACAAGUUCAUCAACAGCCGAGUGGUGAACAGCACAUUCCUGCACAACAAGGAGGGCUGCCAGCUGGACUUCAGCGACGACAAUAAUGCCUACAUGAUCUACUUCGUCAGCUUCCUGGGCACCCUGGCUGUGCUCCCCGGGAACAUUGUGUCAGCCCUGCUCAUGGACAAGAUUGGCCGCCUGCGCAUGCUGGCUGGCUCCAGUGUCAUGUCCUGCGUCAGCUGCUUCUUCCUGUCCUUUGGGAACAGCGAGUCUGCCAUGAUUGCACUGCUCUGCCUCUUUGGGGGGGUCAGCAUUGCCUCCUGGAAUGCGCUCGAUGUGCUCACCGUGGAGCUGUACCCCUCCGACAAGAGGACGACAGCAUUUGGGUUCCUGAACGCGCUGUGCAAGCUGGCAGCCGUGCUGGGCAUCAGCAUCUUCACGUCCUUUGUGGGCAUCACCAAGGCCGUGCCCAUCCUGUUCGCCUCGGCUGCGCUGGCCCUCGGCAGCUCCCUGGCCCUCAAACUGCCCGAGACACGGGGGCAGGUCCUGCAGUGAUGGGGGGGCUGGGGGAAAGGGUCCCCUCUCCCCAGGGCCCCCCCCAAAUCCAGCAUUCCCCCCCCUCCUCGUGCCCUGGGAUUAGUCGCGUUAGACACUGUGAAACGUCUUCUUGGAGCAUUUGGGAUCUUUUUCAUUUGCACUUGCCCCCCCUUUCCCCCAAAACCUCCCCCACACCUCAAACUCCCCCUGACCCUUCAAACACUCGUUCUGAUUCGCCAACUUCCCUCAACCUCCAAUACCCCCCUCAGCCCCCCAAUUUCUUUUCUUGGUGUCACCCCCUCUGUGAGUUGCUGCUCAUUCCUGGGGAGCUGUGGGCUGGGAUUUAGGGGGCCCCUGGCAUCAAGGGGGGAUGACACAGGCCCCCUGCACCCCCAUUUCUCUGUGCAUCCCCCAAAUCCCUGCUGAGCCGAGGAGGAGGAGGAGGAUGAAGCGUCUGGGUGUCAGGGCCCCCUGUGCCUGUUUCCCCAUCCCUGCGGAGUCUCCAAAACCCCCACGGAUUUGGGGGGGCACAUGGGGUGGCCAUUUGGGGUGAAAGAGCCCUUGGAGUGCCUCAGCAAUGCCUGGGGGGGGCACAGGAUAUUGGGGUACAGGUCUCCUUGGGCUGCCUGAUAAUUUUAGGGUGGCCUCCCCUUAAAGCACAUGCCUCCCUUCCCCCAGGAUGCCCCCAGUUUGGGGUGUCUGACUUUCAGGCUGCAAAGCACAGCCCCCCCGAGCCACAGCCCAAAUCCUUGGUCUCAUUUGGGGUGCAGCGGGGGGGGAACCCCAAAACUGCCAGUUCGUGAUUUUUAWCUGAUUUUUAAAGGAUUUUCCCUAUUACAGGGAGGCUGGUGUGGGUGAGGGGGGGCACGGUGGGCUCCCUGCACCCUCUUUUUCUCCUCCCAGCCCUUUCCCUCCCUGCAUCCCCAUGUCCCUCCCAUGCCCCCUUUUCCUUCCCCCAGCCCAAAACCACCAGCGGUUUGCAAAGCACAAACAGCCCCUACCCCCCAAACAAUCGGGGUACAAGGGGUCCCCAGUGCUGAGCCCUCCCUAAAAGAAAGGGGUUCAGGGGGUCCCAGUGCUGUGCCCCCUCAAAACAUGGGGUUUGUGGGGGUCCCCCAUGCUCUGCCCCACCACCCGCCCAGCCCCACUGGGCCAGCAGGGUUGGUCAGAGUCCCCCAGGAGCCCCCCUGCCCCAGGGCAGCCCCCUCCCAUUCCAAGCAGCCCCUGUGUGCUUUGUCCCCCCCUCGGUGUAGCUGGUCUUUGGGGCCCCCCUGGCCCCCCUGUAGCUCUGUCGUGCUGUGCUGUAGUUUCAGGUGUUUGUAAAUUAAUUAAAAUGGAAAAAACAUCCCAAAAAAGCACAAAAUUACCCAA